GUAAACAGAGUCCAGUCAAAUUUCAUAGCAGUUUCAUUCGUAAAACCAGUAUUUUUCAAUCAAUAACAGAAUUUUACGCUUUGCUUUUAUUAGUUUCCGCUAAAAGGCUCCCCAAAAAUGAGCAGAAGAUCAGCCACAGCUAGUGAAGUGGAAACCCCGGCUACAAAUGAACCCAAGCGUGCGAGCAACAAACGGCCAUACACUCGAAAAUCACUUCUGUGCCGGUUGUGCCUGCGAGUGCUACCCAAGGAGCAACUGCCAGAGAUUUUCACCUACACCUUUAACCUUUCCAAAGCCAUCCGAUUGGCCGUGGGAACGGAGGUCUCAAAAAAAGACCGUUCGGUUCGAAUUUGUUACUGCUGUUUGGAAUUGGUUCAAGUGGUAAACGAUUUCCGAGGUACUUGCGAGCGGGCAGAGGUGCUGUUCACUCAAAAUGUAGAAUUCGCUGGGGAUGCUUUCUGGCAAGAUGAGUCUGACCAACAAAUGUUCGACAAGUGCCGAACGAUGGUGGAGAAAUACAAAGCCAAAGUAGAAGAUCUUCUCGCCAGAAAACUAGAAAUCAUUUGCGAUAUUAAACCUGAGACAGAACUCGAGGAAUCUGCCAGUCCGGAAAGCGAGACGGUUGAAAGAAGCGUCGUCAUACAAGUGGACCCCGUCGAGAUAGAUGAGGAGGGAAACAUCGUCAAGCAGGAACCGGAUGAGCCGCUGUACCUCGAUGAAGAGCACCUGGAACAACCAAGUGGAAGUGAGCAGGAUUUUGAUGGCUCGGAACUGGACGACCCGGAUUACGUUGAGGAGCAGAAUGGGGAGCAAAAUGAAGGCGAAGAUUCCAAAACAAAGCAGUGUGAAAAAAUUCAAGCAUUAGAUCCUGACGCUCCACCCCGAAGACGUCGCGGAAGGCCAUCUCUGCCAGAGGAAAUGCUGAAACGGCGCAGACGUCAGCCGGGAGAACCCAGAAGAAGACCUGGGCCGAAAAAUCACUUCAAGCUUCCUCCACAGUCGAUUUGCGAAAUAUGCGGAGUGAUGGUCAGCCGGGAGAAUCAGGAAAGGCACCGAAACGAACACCUCGGGCAUCGACCGUACGCUUGCACGGUUGAGGGCUGCACCCACGCGUUCACCAGCAAGUCCGGCUUGCAUGGUCAUCUGGCGCGGCAUGCCGAUCGGGACAAUGUCUACGACUGCGAUAUCUGCGGCAAGAAGAUCAAAACCAAAAGCUCGCUCCAUCGGCACAAGAAGUUGCACACGGCGGAAAAACCACAUGGGUGCGAUAUUUGCGGCAAACGGUUCUGGCGGAGGGCGUACCUCAACCACCAUGCCACGGUUCAUACGGGGGUUGCGAAAUUUCCUUGCGAGUACUGUGGAUUUGUGUUUAAGAAUAAAUAUUGGCGCUCGUUUCACAUCAAGCAGAAGCACGUGGCCAAAGGGGAAGCGCCCAGGUAUGAAGCUCUGGAUGAAUUGCCGGAGAAUGGCGAAAUGGCUGAGGUAGCGGAGGACGGCUUGGAAAUGGGACAAAUUAUAGAGUUAGAUGGUUGAUUUGUUAACAAAAAACACAAAUAAAAACACAUUUUCAUAACAACCUGA
Molecule: messenger RNA, 1581 nt
Organism: Aedes albopictus (Asian tiger mosquito)
Lineage: Eukaryota; Metazoa; Arthropoda; Insecta; Diptera; Culicidae
Product: zinc finger and SCAN domain-containing protein 31
Exons: 3
Coding region: 118-1533 (471 amino acids)
Biological process (GO): regulation of transcription by RNA polymerase II
Cellular component (GO): nucleus
Molecular function (GO): zinc ion binding; DNA-binding transcription factor activity; RNA polymerase II cis-regulatory region sequence-specific DNA binding
Source: RefSeq, a predicted model, not a curated record